AUGGUUUGUGCACAAACUUUAAAUAAUGCAAUUGUCCAUUCUUUUCCAAAUGUUGAUUUUGAAUCCUGCCGAGUGGCACGGCAUCAUGGUGAUGGAACUAUCACUAAUGAGCAUCAUGACAGAGUUUACAUGAACCUGCCCAAAAAUCACCAUGUACUUAGAAAAGUUAGCGACUGCUGCCACUGUGGAGCUUUGCGGUUCCAAUACGAGGGGCCUGCAUUUUGUUGCAGGAAGGGAAAAGUUGGUGUAUUUACUCCAGAGGUUGAUGAAGAGUUGAAACGAUUGUUCACAAGUCAGGAUGAUGAGGAUGCAAAAUAUUUCAGAGAGAAUAUACGGUAUUUCAACUCCCACUUCUCAUUCACCAGUCUUGGAGUCACCCUUGAUCGUCGAGUCAGCACUGCGGCAGGAACAGGUGUAUAUACAUUUCGUGCCUGUGGGGGAUUGUACCACGCUCUUGAUGAUCUGUCGUUUGGUGAUAAUGGCCCUCGGCAUUUGCAGCUAUAUAUUUAUGAUACGGAUGAAAACUUGCUUCACAGAGUUAAGAGGUCUCCGAAUCUUAGGCUGGAUCUCAUACGGAAGAUUCUAACAAUACUAGAACAUAACCCUUAUGCUCAGGUUUUGAAGAGCCUUGGUGUUGUUCCGAAUCUGGAUGAAUAUAGGAUCUCACUAAACACAGGUAUCAACCUCGAUCAACGAAGGUACAAUGCGCCAACUACUUCUCAGGUUGCAGCAAUAUGGGUUGAAGGAAGCGACCCACAUAAAACCUUUGAUAGGAGUGUUGUCGUAUAUGGUAAAGGAGACGCUGGUAAAGGAGACCGUCCCCUGUAUAUUAGAGCAUACCAUGGGUGCUACGACCCUUUGUCAUAUCCACUGUUCUUCCCACGUGGGGAGAUCAGUUGGAAUCGUUGGAUGCCAUAUAUUGAGUUAGUCGAUGACACAAACCAAGUUUCAGUGGAUGAAUUUGCACAACAGAACCCAGCCUAUGGUUUUCCUUCAGAUGAUAACGUGAUUAGAGAACAAGUUGGUCAUAAAGCACAGCAUGAAGAGCAACCCACUGAUUUACCUGAAGAUGAUAACAUGAUUAGAGAACAAGUUGGUCAUAACGCACAGCAUGAAGACCCACCCACUGAUUUACUUGAUGGUGACGACGAUGAUAACCCGGAUGAGGAUUUUGGUGAUGAUGAGAUGAAUCCAACAAAAUCAAGGAAAUUUGUUAGCGCGAGAGAGUACUAUUGCUUCAAGCUGUGUGUCCGGAAGAAGCUUUUUAACAUCAUCUUGUUCGGGGGGCGCCUUUUCCAACAGUGGGCUGUUGACAUGUACAUCAAGAUUGAGACAAUGAGGCUUGACUGGUAUUCAAAGCCAGCAAAUCAAAAGGUUAUACGCGCUGACCUGUAUCAGGGUCUUGUUGACACCAUCGUUGCUGGCGAGUCACGCGGUGAUCAGAUUGGCAAGAGAAUCGUGCUUCCACGUACAUUUCCUGGUGGUGACAGUGACAUGCAGCGCAGGUUUCUGGAUGCGAUGGCAAUAGUUCAACAUUGGGGUAAACCGGAUUAUUUUGUCACGAUGACAUGCAAUCCCUACUGGGAGGAGAUAAUGCAGGAAUUGUUGCCUGGACAGCUGCCACAAGACCGCCCAGACCUUGUGGCAAGAGUAUACAGAGCUAAGCAACGAAAUAUGAUGGACUUACUAACUAAGGGUAAGCAUUUCGGAGAAGUCGCAGCUUAUGUACAUGUCACAGAGUUUCAGAAGCGAGGUCUCCCGCAUGAGCAUAUACUUCUAAUCAUGGAAGCAAAAAGCAAGUUAAGGACCUCAGAUGACUAUGAUCGGGUGAUAUCUGCAGAGAUACCCGACAAAAAGAAAUAUCCUGUCCUCCAUGAUCUGGUAGUCAAACACAUGUUGCACGGCCCAUGUGGUGCACUCCAGAAAAGUUGCCCUUGCAUGAUAGAUGGACAAUGUCGAUUUCAUUACCCGCGAGAUUUCUGUGAUGCUACAUUACAAGGGAAAGACUCAUAUCCCAUCUAUAGAAGGAGGGACGACGGGGUUCGAGUAAGGAUCAGAGGAGCAGAUUUGGACAAUAGAUGGGUGGUCCCUUACAACCCCUUUCUGCUUAUGAAAUACAACUGUCACAUAAAUGUCAAAGCAUGCUCGAGCAUCAAGGCAGUCAAGUACUUAUUCAAGUACAUCUACAAAGGGCAUGAUAAGGCAUCAUUUGCAUUCGAGCAGGAUAUUAUCAAUGAUGGGGGAAUCAUUAAUGAAAUUCGUCAAUACAGGGAUGCAUGCUAUAUAUCUCCUCUAGAAGCUAUUUACAAGAUUUUUGGGUUUAAAACGUUUGGUGUUAGUCCAUCUGUGUUACAGCUGCAACUUCAUUUGCCAAACAUGCACAUAGUCGCAUUUAAGGGUUAUGAAAAUCUGGAAGAUGUUGUCGCUCACCCAACUUCUUCCAAAUCCAUGCUUACCGAGUAAUUUGAGAUGAACAAGAAGUAUCCAGCGGCACAAAAAUGGCUGUACAGAGAGUUCCCAGAACAUUAUAGGUGGACUGCCGCUAAUAAAAAAUCGCAAACGAGAAGAAGUAAGAGAUCACAGAUUGGAAGACUGGUGUAUGCACACCCUGCUGAAGGAGAGAGGUACUACUUGCGGGUGCUCCUAAGUCAUGUCCGAGGUGCCACUUCAUUUGAUGAUUUAAAACCAGUAAAUGGCAAGCCAUGCACUUCCUUCAGAGAGGCAUGUGAGCACUUAGGCCUCAUUGAGCAUGACAGGACACUGGAUGAUUGCAUGACGGAGGCAGCAACAUUUCAAAUGCCUUCUGCUCUUAGACGGUUGUUUGCGACUAUACUGGUAUUCUGUGAGGCAACACAAAUCCGUCAAUUGUGGAACAAACAUCUACCAUCGAUGGCUGAAGAUUACCGUCGCACUGAGUCGAACGAGGCAACACUUGAGCAGAUGGUCCUUAGAGAUGUCAGGGAUCUGGUGCAAUCCAUGGGUAAGGAUAUUAAAAUGUAUGGACUUCCAGAUCUGGUUGACACAGAUGGUUCUUCUGACGCCGAGUAUAGAGAGGUAACAGAGGAGAGACAAGUUAGAGUUGACCAAGAGCAUCUA
This is a messenger RNA of Triticum aestivum (bread wheat), 3096 nucleotides long. RefSeq lists its product as uncharacterized. The transcript is spliced from 5 exons. Bases 1 to 2463 code for a protein of 820 amino acids. Lineage: Eukaryota; Viridiplantae; Streptophyta; Magnoliopsida; Poales; Poaceae. The record is from RefSeq and is a predicted model, not a curated record.